Molecule: messenger RNA, 1950 nt
Organism: Hevea brasiliensis (rubber tree)
Lineage: Eukaryota; Viridiplantae; Streptophyta; Magnoliopsida; Malpighiales; Euphorbiaceae
Exons: 1
Coding region: 688-1872 (394 amino acids)
Source: RefSeq, a predicted model, not a curated record
GAUCUAAUGGGGACCCCGGUCUUCCCGUAGGACUUGUUCUACAGCGCAAUCUCUCCAUUUCUCUAUGAGCUCUGAGAUAUUUAUACAGAGAGAGAAGAGAAAAGAGAUCCAGCGUAAAUAAAUAAAGGCCCAAUUUUUAGUGAUAAACAGACAUCCGAGAGGACUUCUUCUUUUGGCUCUUUUGGUGCGUGCUUCAAUCUUUUAUCUUUUUCUCUCUAAUACAUUUCCUGUCUCUUUCCUGGUCAAAUUAUCAGCCUUUUCUUUUUUCUUCUUUUUCAGGAUUUUAUAAUUCAAAGCUGCUGUGAAAUUGUUAUCAGAGAUCUGCCACCAGAGAGAAGCAAGGUAUCCAAUGCUGAAUUUUCAGACUCUAGUCUCCGUACUGUAAAUGUUCCAUUCAUUUUUAGAUCUCUAGCUUUUUUCAUGUAGGUCCCAAAUUUCUCUUCAUACACAAAUGGCCAAUUUUCCUGGGAAAUUUGUCAUUUCUUGUGUAUUUUCCUAUCUGAUUAUCGCUUCGGAUUUUGGUCUCAUUCUCUCUCAUUUCUGAGAGAGGAAAGAUGUUUCUAAUUCUUGAAUUCCUCUCCGAAACUACCCCUUAAUUUUAUUUUUGUAAGGAUUUUUUUUUUUUACAUAAUUUUCUUCGAAGUUGGUGUAGUUUCUCAUUGUCUUGGAAUUUGUAACUAUCUUUUCAUGGAAGAAGGUGGUGGUAGUGGUCGUCAUCGGAGACUCUCGCUAUUGGACCAAAUGUCAGCAAUUGAGAACCGCAGAGAACUUGCCGGCUUGACUCUGGAUGACGUGUUGGCCUCUGACAAACGGCCAACGGUGGCGGUUUCUCAUACGCCUCCUCAGGCGAACAGAACUCUUUUGGAUAUAAUCCGCGACGAUGAGCCUCAUGGUUCCUUGUUUGGUAACAAGGACAAGAAGAGCUGGAAAGCCUUCAGAGAACGCCUUCGCCUUAAGCGCGCCGGCACCGGUGCCGGUUCUGCUUGGACCUCCUCCGUCCCGAUUCCAGCCUCCGAUAUUCCUAUCCAGAAUAGCAACUAUAGUUUUGGCAACAAUAUAAAUAAUCCCAGAUCCCGCAAUUCGAUGCGUUUCACAACAGUCUCCUCCCCUACCUCGGGCGAGUCAAGUCACACGGAGGACUCCAACGAUCAUUCUGCCGUUUCGAGUUCCGGACCGCAAAUGAGUCGCCGGGCAUCCUCCCGGUUCACUACACUUACACCGUCCGAUUCUACACGGUCUGAUGAAUCAUCUACGAACAUUCACGCGGUGGGAGGGCCUCCAUCACGAAGUUUCAGACCGCAAAUGUCGCGGCACAAUUCAAUUCGGCCCUCCGAGUCGUUCCUAGACAGUGAAGAAGAGCCGGUGCGUGAAGGUCGCCGCCGUCUAGGAGCGGCAUUGGCGGAGGAGAGAGCAUUGUCUGCGAGGGAGGCAGUAGCGGCGCAGGAAGCGGCAGAGGCGGAGGCAGCUGCUCGAGCAGCGGCUGAAGCUGCUGCUGCUGCUGCCGCGGCGGAGCAAGAGGAAGAGGAGGAAGCUAAUGGUCCGGCGGACCUAGGGGCUGCGGGGGCGCAGCCAGUGAGGAUGUCAUUAAUGGACUUGUUGGAGGAGACAGAUAGGCAGAUGGGAUUGGAGGGGUCCAGAUACACAAUGGAAGAUGAAGAUGAAUGCGAGGAAGAGGAAGAAGAAGAUGAUGAAGAUGGAGCGGCUGACGGGAUAGAGCACACAUGCUGCGUGUGCAUGAUAAGGCAUAAAGGUGCGGCAUUUAUCCCCUGCGGCCACACCUUUUGCAGGUUAUGUUCAAGAGAGCUUUGGGUCCAAAGAGGUAAUUGCCCUCUAUGCAAUGGGUUCAUCUUGGAAAUUCUUGAUAUUUUUUAGUUUUUUUUAUUAUUAUUUUUUCCCCUUGAAUUUCCAAUGUUAUUUACAAUCACAAGAAAUUUCAAAUUUGUGUGAACA